AUGUUGUCCAAGAGCUCAAGGCGCCAGCGAGAAGCAAAUUCCAGCCGCCCCGCCAGAUCUUCAGGGCUUCCAACUCUCGAUGACAAGCGCGGCGGCGGCGGCGGCGGCGGCAACAGCUGCUACAACAGCCACUCUCGGCGUGUCUGCCAGCGGCUACCCAAAUGCGCGCGUUGCAGGAACCACGGCGUGGUGUCCAGCCUCAAGGGCCAUAAGCGGCUGUGCCGCUGGCGAGAGUGCACGUGCGCCGCCUGCUCGCUGGUGCUCCAGCGACAGCGCGUCACGGCUGCGCAGGUGGCGCUGCGGAGGCACCAAGACCAGGUGCACGCCAGCCAGGCUAAGAAAGACAACAGGAGCAGUGAAUGUUCAGUUUCUGGCCACAGAUUCAACUUUUGUUGUAAGUCCAAGAACACUGCUAGCAUGCUGGCUAGAUGCAUACUGGAAGCAAGUAAUCCACCAUCCCAGGAAAUUGAACAUUGCCUUUCUAGCCUGAGUGAGAGAAUGAGGAAGAGAAGGGCAUUUGCAGACAAGGAACUGGAAUCAAUAAUGUUGGAAAGGGAACUUCGACAAAGAACCUUUGACAGGUUUGCUACCCAUCAGAGAGAACAGCUGCUGAGCAGAAGUCAUUUACCAGCCUUUGAGGAAAAUCUAUUCCAAGAUUACCUUAAUUACUUGACAUGUGUUAACCCUGGUACUUUGAAUGUUUGUUUCCCUUUGCUGUAUUCAAACACCAAGCCGCUAGACUAUGGACCUUGUGUUUAUAAGAUCACAGACACUUCUCCUUUGAAUAUAGCUUUUUUCACAGCCAGCCAAACUGAAGGUGGUGCCUUGCAGAAAUGUACCUGGGAGGAGAACACAAAUAAACACCCAGAUGUGUACAGCAAAAAUAAUUGUGACUGGAAGGAGCAAACUCUGUCCAAUGCCUGUUCCAGAGAUCUUCUCUUACUUGAGAAGAAUUUGAGACCAAAAAUAAUAAAACUCCAAGAAAAUAAAGAAUUAAGAGACAUUGGAGUCAAAGAUCUUAUUUUGUGGGAUCAUAAUGCAGAACAAGAAAAUUGGCAUGUUAAUGACACAUGCUUUGAAGUUAAGGAGGAUGUAAGGCAUUUAUCUGAAGAGUGCUGCUCAGAAAUGAACAAGCAGAUAUUGCCUUUUUCAGUAGAAUUUUUAUUGAAAGAUUAAAUAUAUUAAGUAGCUUGGCUGGCCAAUAUUGUGUUUAUGAAAUAUUAAUAGGAAACUCUGCCUACUAAAUAAAUAUUCAUGUUGUAUGUUUGAUUGUAACUUAUGCAAGUGGCUAACAUGAUUGACUCCUGUUCUAUUUCUGAUUUGGGGGGGAAACAUUCUACUUUAUUGUUCUGAUAAAUUGGAACAUCAGUGUGUUCUGGAAAGAGUAAGGAUUUGCUUUUAUUUUCAUGUAUGUAUUACAAUGUAAAUGUG
Molecule: messenger RNA, 1431 nt
Organism: Rhineura floridana
Lineage: Eukaryota; Metazoa; Chordata; Lepidosauria; Squamata; Rhineuridae
Exons: 3
Coding region: 1-1176 (391 amino acids)
Biological process (GO): regulation of transcription by RNA polymerase II; sex differentiation
Cellular component (GO): nucleus
Molecular function (GO): DNA-binding transcription factor activity, RNA polymerase II-specific; RNA polymerase II cis-regulatory region sequence-specific DNA binding
Source: RefSeq, a predicted model, not a curated record